Molecule: messenger RNA, 414 nt
Organism: Phycomyces blakesleeanus NRRL 1555(-)
Lineage: Eukaryota; Fungi; Mucoromycota; Mucoromycetes; Mucorales; Phycomycetaceae
Exons: 1
Source: RefSeq, a predicted model, not a curated record
UUUGCUAUUGCAUGGAAAAAUGCAAGGAAUGACAACCAGCAAAGAAUUAUGGAAAGAGAGAAUGAUGUUCACUGGUCGGAACUCCAUGAGCUUGUGUAUUUCAACGCAGUAGAGUGCACUAUAAUAGAUCCAAUACAUAACCUCUUCCUUGGGACCACCAAAUACAUCAUGGAAAAGUGGAUAUCAACUGGUCUGAUCUCUAAUGCGCACCUCAUAGCUAUGCAAGACGAUGCCGAUAAGCUUCAUGUUCUUAUAGGCUAUACAUCUCUCAGAAAAAAGAUAAUCAAGGCAUUUCCUUUCAUGAAGGCUGACAAAUGGAAGUCCUGGUGCCUUGUCUACUCUCCCACUGUUCUGUCUGGCCACCUUCUGCAAAAACAUUUUGACAACUGGAUGUGCUUUGUCAAUGUCUGUUGA